Molecule: messenger RNA, 2760 nt
Organism: Austrofundulus limnaeus
Lineage: Eukaryota; Metazoa; Chordata; Actinopteri; Cyprinodontiformes; Rivulidae
Product: transmembrane protein 65
Biological process (GO): cardiac ventricle development; regulation of cardiac conduction
Cellular component (GO): mitochondrion
Source: RefSeq, a predicted model, not a curated record
UCUGGCAGGUUACGUCGAGGCUCUGGCCUCCAAACUGGGGAUGCAGGUUCCAGAUCUGACACCCAAACAGGUGGACAUGUGGCAGACCAGGCUCAGCUCCCACAUGGGUAAAGCCAUCGGCGUGUCCAUCGGCUGUAUUCUAGGGAUGUUCCCGCUGUUUUUCCUGAGCGAUGAUGACGAUGAUGAUGAAGAAGCGAAGCCCCGCAGUGACCCAGACUCCUCCUAAAGUCACCGCAACACAAACUGGAGCCGCUGGUGUCUGUUUGUCGUUCUGCUCAGGCGCUCUUCACCACUUUGAGUUUCUUUUUCUUCAGCUUGAAUCUGAUGAUGUCAUCUCCAGCGUGCACAGGUUCUGUUUGUUUAUAGAUCGUAAAGAACGGAUCAUCGUCUCACUCCUGUUUCUGAUUGAUUUCUGCAUCGAGCCAGCAGUGAUGGAUUAUCUGCUUAACAAGAAAACCUCCGACUCYUGCUGCUGCUGCUCUAAAAGCACAACAUUGUUGUGACACGGUGCUCAAUAAGGCAUCAUGUUACGCCUYAGCUGUUGGAUUAAGAUCUUAUUUUAGAUCUGAUUAUUUCUAAAACACUAAAGCAGUCUGAGCUGCUUUGUUCUGGUUAAAACUGUCCCUCCUGAGGGUUUUUCUCUUUGUGUAGUUUUAACCUUCACAAACGGCAAGUUGUGUAGGAAUGUGUCCUUCGUGCAUGGAAAUAUGUGAAGGCAGGAAAAACAUUUAUCUUGAGCAGAUUUGAGAAUUUGUCUUUUGAAAUUGCCAAAUAAUCGAGGAGAACUUUUGGCCACAGCUUCUUAAAGGACAGAUCCAGUAAAUCCCACGCUGUGGACGCUUCUGGUCUUAAAGCAGACAACUGAUUCCACCUUUUGUGUUUUAUAUUUUAGAUGAAACAUUUUGUGUGAAUUCCACUUGAGUAGGUUUUUAAAAUGAGAAAUGCUCACCUGUAACUGUGGCUCCGCCUCCUCGCAGUGGAGGAGGAGAAUCAGCCAGUUGCACUUUUUAAAUCUGAAAGUGGAGGAUGUUUCCUGUGUUUGCAGCAGGAACACAUUUAGAGGUGUGUUUAUAUAUUUGUGUUGAUUUUUUUUCAUUUAAAAUAAAAGCACAUUAGAUUAUUAAUAUUUAGUUGUUAUCUGAGACUUUAUACAAGUGGAGACUUCAUCUCAAACACUAUUUAUUUAUGAGUUAGGCACAAACUGAAGUCACUGCGGGUGAUCUGAGCAGUCGUUGAACUUCCACAACACAAUAAAAAUGAACCAGGAUGGGCGUGGGUUAAUCCAGGAUUAAUGUUGCUGUUUUUGCAUGAAGAACUAAUAUCUGUGUGUAAUCAACAAUAUCUUUGUAUGGGAUGUUUUUUAAAUAACGAUCCUCGGAUGUUUUUAUGGCUUUAAUGGAAAGACGGAGGUGUUAUUUUUAGUUUUGGCUGUUUUGAUUCUGUUUUUUUCUUUAUCAUUUGUGUUUAGCUCAUCUCUUUCACACAUAUUCUUGACUUGAGUCCAGCCAUCUGUGUAAUUUACUGUUUGUUUAGACGUGAAGCUCCAGAUGGUUGGACCGAUGCAGUCAAAAACAUCUUUAUGCAACGAAACGACAGCCCAGAUGUUUUUGACUGGACGUCCAUCAGUGUGUCCACACAUCAACACACCUGCCAGGUGUUUAUUAUAAUUACAUUCUGUAAUCUCCUCCCGUUUUGAUUUAAUACCUGAGCUGUGGCUGCAGCUUAGAGGGGUUUUAUUAAUCUUGUUUAAUAAAAUGUCAGUAACUGGGCUCGUCCUGAAAGCUCAAACUGUAGCAGAACAUCCUUUGCUCUUCCACCAUGUGAUUUAAAAAAAGGAAAAGCUCGAUUUAUGUGGAGCAGAAAUUAUUGCUCAGAGUGGAAUCUGCAGAUGCUAAUACUGAUGCAGCUUUUGUGUUUUGUUUUGUUUUUUUCACCUGAUGUUUUCAUUUAAGAAGAAAUCACUCUGCAGUGGUUGUUGUAAAAUUCCAGAAUGUUACUGUGUUCUGAUGUUGAAUUGGGCCCAGUUAAUCUGUAACCAUAACAUCAAUUAUAGCAGUUUUAAAAUUCAGAGCAGAUCUGCUGCGCUCCGACAUCAAACGUUCARGUUUCUUGAAUAUGGAAUGAAAAUCUGAGAAAUAAUCUAGGACAACACCGGAUUACAUAAAACAAUAUUCCCACCUCAGUCUCAACGUUGCAUUGGAACAUCUCAUUAAAACCUUGUAAAGCUUGAACUUUUCCAAAUUAGAGUAUGUUCUCAUUUACUUACUUUUAUUUCAAGGAUUGUUUUGUCAAAUAAGCACAAAAUAAAAAUGAGGAUUUAAGGGCUAAAAAAAGUUUUCAGCUGAUCUGAAUAUKAUGAACACAGCUGCAGAAGGAAUUUAAGUUUAUAAUUGAAUAAGAGUGAGAUCUGCUGUUAGGAGGGAUUUGUUGAAGGAAAAUGAGCGUCUGGAUCAUGUAAAGAAUAAAAGCAUGAAUAACCUGAACUUGUAUUGCUUUCAUCAUGUUUACAUUGUGCAUUUUUUUCCUUUGAGAAUGAAUACAAAAACUUAUUUUUCUCAUUGUUCUCUGAAGAAAAGAGUUGAAAUAGAAAUAUUGUCGUGUUUGUCAAAAGAAGGCUGUUUUGCUGCCACCUGGUGGRCAGUUGUGAAACAGCAGCUGCCUCACGUUUGUACUGAAAUCUGUACUGUGUGCAUACAGUGUUUGCAUUUUGCAGCAUCAUGUGCAAUGAGUGAUCUAAUAAAUAUGAGAAUGUUUACUUUA